Ostrinia nubilalis (European corn borer) is the source of this 1077-nucleotide messenger RNA. Its product is annotated as facilitated trehalose transporter Tret1-like. Gene Ontology annotation, biological process: transmembrane transport. The record is from RefSeq and is a predicted model, not a curated record. Gene Ontology annotation, molecular function: transmembrane transporter activity. Gene Ontology annotation, cellular component: membrane. The coding region runs from base 1 to 1077 and encodes 358 amino acids. The transcript is spliced from 4 exons. NCBI's taxonomy places the organism in Eukaryota, Metazoa, Arthropoda, Insecta, Lepidoptera, Crambidae.
AUGGUGAGCCCGACAUGGUAUGUGGGGCUCACCAAGUCAGAAGGACAAGACAUACCCACUAAAAAGACCCCGGUGCUCCCUCAUUCCCGGCGGCGCCCCUACGCCAUCGGUCCGCUGGCCAUCACCAAGAAGAGGAAACAGAAAGCGAUCAUAGCGCUUCUGCUUCUUAACAUCGAAAGUAUGCGCUCCUGCACACGACACCGCCACCGCGCCGUCGCGGCGCCGCUACACUGUUCAUACGCGCAGCGUGAAGCCCGCUGCCGCGCCGCUGUCGCGCCGCUGUCGAAAUUAUGCUUUGAUGGCGCGGUGGCGGCGUGGCGGCUUUACUCGUGUUUCCUAACGUCGGGUGUGUCCCUGAACUUCCUAACACAUGGCAUGGUCGUGGGAUUCUCUUCAGUACUCCUUCCCCAGCUAAGGGAAACGACCGAUAUUGACGAAGCGUCGGCGACAUGGAUCGCGUCCAUAUUCGGUUUAUCCCUCAUAGUAGGAGCAUUGUUGGUCUCAGUCCUUAUGAACUCAUACGGCCGAAAACCUGUCAACAUCUCCAGCUCUGCAUUCAUGACCGUAGGAUGUCUCAUCAUCAGCGCAUCCGAUAGUGCACCCAGCCUUUUAUUCGCAAGAUGCCUCCAAGGGUUCUCCAUGGGCCUGUUGGCCAAUAUGGGCAACGUCCUCAUUGGAGAAUGUUGCAGUCCCAAAAAUCGCGCCGCUCUUUUGACAACUAUAUCUUUCGCAAUCAUGUUUGGCGUUUUCCUGGUUCACUGUUCAGGAACCAUCGUCUCGUGGCAGAGAGUUGCUCUGAUAGCAGCUUUUAUAGCGGUUGCAGACUUCAUAUCACCCGAAUCGCCGAGUUUUUAUGCAAUCAAAGGAAAGUACGAUGAUUGUCGGAAAGCGUUCCAUUGGCUACGAGGUCUUUCAGAUGAGGAGGAAUUGGAGAAGCUUAUAAAAAUAAACAUGACCAGGAGAUCGAUCGAGGCUAUUAGUUCCCAUGAAACCUUAUUAGAUAAAGUUAAAAAGAACAUAACUUACAUUAAAACCACAUUCAGGAAACGAGAAGUUUAUAAACCAAUAUUAUUAUGA